CCCUGCCUGCCAUGACCCGCUGCUGCACGCUGCUUGCCUGGGCCCUAUUCGCCCUCCUCGGCCUCGUGGAGGCUCAAAGAGACUCGAUAAACUGCCCCGCCAUCGUGUCCCGCACAGAGUGGAGCGCCCUGGAGUCCGAGUGCAACAAGCGCCUGCAAAAGCCCUUGCGCUACGUGGUGGUGUCGCACACGGCGGGCAGCGCCUGCGACACGCCGGCCUCUUGCUUGAGGCAGGUCCAGAAUGUUCAGCACUACCACGUGCAGACGCUGGGCUGGUGCGACGUGGGCUACAACUUCCUGAUUGGAGAAGACGGGCUCAUAUAUGAGGGCCGGGGCUGGAACACCUUGGGGGCCCACUCAGGUCCCAUCUGGAACCCCAGAGCCUUUGGCAUCUCCUUCAUGGGUAACUACAUGGAUCGGGUGCCCCCGGACCGUGCCAUCAGGGCGGCCGAGAGUCUGCUGGCUUGCGGCGUGACUCAGGGAUUCCUGACUCGUAACUACGAGGUCAAAGGACACCGGGAUGUGCAGCAGACGCUCUCUCCAGGUGACCAGCUCUACAAAAUCAUCCAGCGGUGGCCACACUACCGCCGCGUGUGAGGCCCUGUCCAUACUCUCACACACACCCCCCAUCAGAAGCCCCACUGCCUUCCCCUCCUGCAAUAAAGGUGAAGC
Molecule: messenger RNA, 671 nt
Organism: Hippopotamus amphibius kiboko
Lineage: Eukaryota; Metazoa; Chordata; Mammalia; Artiodactyla; Hippopotamidae
Gene: PGLYRP1
Product: peptidoglycan recognition protein 1
Exons: 3
Coding region: 12-596 (194 amino acids)
Biological process (GO): innate immune response; detection of bacterium; defense response to Gram-positive bacterium
Molecular function (GO): peptidoglycan binding; N-acetylmuramoyl-L-alanine amidase activity; peptidoglycan immune receptor activity
Source: RefSeq, a predicted model, not a curated record